Molecule: messenger RNA, 8497 nt
Organism: Periophthalmus magnuspinnatus
Lineage: Eukaryota; Metazoa; Chordata; Actinopteri; Gobiiformes; Gobiidae
Gene: klhl15
Product: kelch-like family member 15
Exons: 11
Coding region: 381-2258 (625 amino acids)
Biological process (GO): nuclear protein quality control by the ubiquitin-proteasome system; protein ubiquitination
Cellular component (GO): nucleus; Cul3-RING ubiquitin ligase complex
Molecular function (GO): protein binding
Source: RefSeq, a predicted model, not a curated record
ACGCAGCUGCAGAAAAUGGCGUCUGCGGAGCCUACGCUGAGCUCCGGGUCCGCGUAAUCCAUCGGCCCGGUCUCCUCCGUGUGUCUCCGGCUCAAACAUGACCCUACUCCCCGCCUGGAUGCUUUCGUGACCCGGGACUCACAGGCGGCUCUACCUGGAUGUCUGAAGGAGCCAGAGCGGCCUGGGCGGACAGGGCUAGCCGAGAACCAGGGAAACACAAAUUUUGGAAAUGCGAGCGGCCCGUCACACCUCUGCCGCAGAAGCCUGACGUCGCUGGCCCUGGCCCCAAAAGGUGAUUGACGCUCACAAUUGGACUCUAGUUGCAUCCACUGGACACUAGGGGCACUGUCCUCUGAUUGGCUCGGACAGCCCCCUCUGACAUGCCCGUGGCCAAUCAGAGGUGUGUUAUGUCGGGGGCGGAUGUGGAGGUGUACUUGUCCCAGGUGCAUGAUGGGAGUGUGUCUGCCGGGUUCAGGGCGCUGUAUGAAGAGCGCCUCCUACUGGACGUGACGCUCAUGAUCGAGGAGCACCACUUUCAGGCUCACAAGGCACUGCUGGCCACGCAGAGCGACUACUUCCGGGUCAUGUUCACGGCGGACAUGAGGGAGAGGGACCAGGACAAGAUCCACCUGAAGGGGCUGAGCGCGGCGGGGUUUGGACACAUCCUCAGGUUUAUGUACUACGGCUCUCUGGAGCUCAGCAUGCCCACGGUACAGGAGAUACUGCAGGCUGCGAUGUACGUGCAGCUGACAGAGGCGGUGGAGUUUUGCUGCUCGUUCCUGUUGGCUAAGAUCUGUCUGGAGAACUGUGCGGAGGUGAUGCGUUUACUGGAGGACUUCAGUGUGGGAGUAGAGGGAGUUCAGGAGCAGCUUGACUCUUUCCUCCUACAGAACUUUGUCCCUCUCAUGAACAGACCCGAUUUCCUGUCCUACCUCAGCCUCGAGAGACUGCAGGCGUACCUGAGCUCGGACGCUCUGAGCCGCUUCCCUGAGAUCGAGCUGUACGAGGCGGUUCAGUCCUGGCUCCGACACGACCGCAGACGAUGGAGACACACGGAUACUAUAGUCCAGAGUCUGCGGUUCUGCCUCAUGAGCCCAGCCAACAUCUUUGAGAAGGUGAAGACAUCAGAGUUUUACCGGUAUUCCCGACAGCUGCGUCAGGAAGUGGAGGCGGCGCUGUCCUACUUCCAUGAUGUGAACCAGCAGCCUCUGGUGGAGUCCAGGUCAAACCGGAUCAGAUCAGUGCGAGCUCAGACGGCUGUGUUCAGGGGAAUGAUCGGGCACAGUAUGGUCAACAGCAAGAUCCUCCUGCUGCAGAGGCCCAAGGUGUGGUGGGAGCUCGAGGGGCCUCAGGUGCCUUUGCGGCCCGACUGUUUGGCCAUCGUGAAUAACUUUGCGUUCCUUUUGGGAGGAGAGGAGCUGGGGCCAGACGGAGAGUUCCACGCCUCCUCCAAAGUUUACCGUUACGACCCAAGACAGAACUCCUGGCUGCGCAUGGCUGACAUGUCUGUGCCCAGGUCGGAGUUUGCAGUGGGUGUGAUCGGGAAGUAUAUUUAUGCUGUUGCCGGACGGACUCGAGAUGAGACGUUUUAUUCGACAGAACGCUACGACAUCACCGAGGACCGCUGGGAGUUUGUGGAUCCAUAUCCGGUGAAUAAGUAUGGCCACGAAGGAACGGUGCUCAAUGGAAAACUCUACAUCACAGGAGGAAUCACCUCCUCCUCCACCUCCAAACAGGUGUGUGUUUUUGACCCGGGGCGAGAGGCCGGUUCAGGGGCGGGCCCUCCGGACAGGCCACGCCCUUCUCGAGCGGUCCCCCUUUUAUCGACCAAUCAUGGCGGCUGCUGGGAGAACAAGUCCAAAAUGAACUACGCGCGCUGCUUCCAUAAGAUGAUCUCUCAUAAUGGUAAACUGUACGUGUUCGGAGGCGUGUGCGUCAUCCUGCGUGCCUCCUUUGAGUCGCAGGGAUGCCCUUCCACAGAAGUGUACGACCCCCAGAGCGACGAGUGGACCAUCCUGGCCUCCAUGCCCAUCGGGCGCAGUGGGCAUGGCGUGGCAGUGCUCGACCGGCAGAUCAUGGUGCUGGGCGGCCUCUGCUACAAUGGACACUACAGCGACUCCAUUCUCACCUUUGACCCCGAGGACAACAAGUGGAAGGAGGACGAGUAUCCCAGAAUGCCUUGCAAACUGGACGGGCUGCAGGUGUGUAGCCUGCAUUUCCCGGAAUACGUUUUGGAGCAUGUGCGGCGCUGUAGCUGAGGCUUUUUGUACAAACUCGAAAAGGACGGAGGAGAGAGUCAAACCAGCACUUCUGUUAGCUUCUGUUAGCUUCAGUUAGCCGUAAGGAGCUGCAGCCAGGGGGCGCUGUGUGAGGCUGGAGCUGCAGCCAGGGGCCACUGUGGAGUGUGCAAAGGCCGCCCUUUGACAGAAAACGUAAAUUAAAGGUGUUGUGAGGAGGUAAGAGUGUUUUUGGAUGGUUUUAAGUUCGGACUAGAUCAAUUUCUUAAAUUAAAGGUACAUUAUGUAACCUUUCUAGUGGAGAGUCUGCCACUUUCUUGUCUCCAUGGAGAUGUUAUUGUUUUGCCUGGAAUAUUCCAGAGCAUGGCAUUAAACUUCUCUAUCUUGCUUUUCUUACAUUACAUGUGUUUUGAUUCCUCAAAAUUCCAUUGAAAUGCAUUGUUAACAUGCAUUGUUACUGUGAUCAACUCCGCUGAUCUGACCUGUAAGUUGCCAUUCUGUGAUCUAUUCUUGGCAAAGCAAAAACAUCUCCAUGGAGACAAGCAGACUCUCCACCAUAAAAGUUAUAGUGUAUCUUUAAAGCCCAGUUUGGAUCAGAUUAAACGCACUGGAAGCAUUCAGUAUUCUAACAGUUCACCAUUAAAAAGACAUAAGAAUUGGGACAAGUGAGUUUCACUGUCCUCUUUACUGUUCUCUGAGCUGCUUUUUUAUUCUGCUGUAAACUUAAAGGCGCUGUAUCUGAUUUUUACUGUCGUAAAAACAUGAAAAACUUAACUAGUUAAUUUUUGCAGUGGUCCAACAUUAUCCCUCACUGACCUUAUGCAUUCUGAAUAUCCUUAUUAUUCACCGCAAUGAGUUUAUAUGCACUUUUCCCAACUCAGAGACCAGAGCAGAGUUUGGCUGUGGUUCAGUCCCUGGUUGAGUCCUGGUUUGAACCUGGUUACGUCCUUGUGUGGUCCUGGUUUAGUUCUGUUUAACAGUCUGUUUUGUUCUAGAGAAAGCCAGACUCUGGAUAACUAGCAUCCUAACCGUGCACUUCUUGGUUGUCUGACAAUAAAACACUUUAUAAUUAGAUGUAGACAGCUCUCAGACUUACAUCGUACAAGCAACUCUUGAGGUCAAAAUAUCUGUACUGGGUCAAGACACAUUUUGCUGAAAUACUUGAGGAAAAAAUGGUACAGACUCUUUAAUAGGAAGUUGAGUUGUUUCAGUUGAUGUAUUAUUCAAGAUAUUUAUUUCAUGUUCUCAUGUGAUGGCUUCCAAAUUGUUUGUCUAUUGCCAAGAAAACAGUAAAUAUUUAGUUACUUUUUGACUACUCCAUAAAUGGUCUGUGAUCCCUCAGUCGUCCAGGUAGGGCUCAUAGACACAGACCUGAGAUGUUUUACAGAUAUUUUAUUUGGCCAUUAGGGCUGCAAGAUUAAUCAUGAUCAAAUCAAAAUUGCAAUUUGUGGAGGAAAUCAUGAUAGAUUGCAGACUAAUUGCAUCCAUUCAAACAGCAAAAUCUCCUGUUAUUCUCCAUACAAACUGCAGUUUAGAUCUGCACAAACGUUCUGAAAUGUCCCUGUGUGUCAGAUGCCCUCCCUGUGCCUCCAUGUGGUCUUAUUCUGCAUAAAAAGUCUAACCCUGUAGUUUAGAUCUGCACAAACAUGUUCUAAAAUGUGAUUCUUGUAUUAGUUUGAGUUCAUAUUUCAAUCUUUUUGUCAAUUGUUAAACUGCAUAUGACAUGGUAGAGUACUUGUUUUCUAAAACAUAGUUAGCAUCAUUAUAUUUAAGAUUAAAACUUUAAAGUUUUGUCCAGUUUUAUAAAUCUGGUGAAGUUUAUAAUUUUACUUCCUGCAGUAGAUGUGACAUGUGUAGAGGCCAUUCAAUAACUGUUACCUAGCAACCAUAAUGUAAACAAAACGUGUCUAAAUUACACAAUAGUUAUGAUUAAACUAUUAAAAGUAAAUGACGGCACCACAGGUACUAUCACACCAAACCAAGACAAAAUCAGAAAAACAUGAAAACCUGUCAGGAUGCACUUUAAAAUGUGAAUUAAAACAUAAAUCACAAAUCUAAUGGUAAGCGCAAUGUUUGUCAGAAAAAUCACGGUUCAGCCUUAAUCUGCUCUACUCCAUAAAGUCACUGUCCCUUUGCUUCCAGUGCGUUCCACCUCUGUUCAUCUGGCUUCCAUCACAGAUUUAUCCAUCACUCAAACUCCAGGUGCAUUUUGACUGCUUCUGCCUUUGCCUUUGUUUUCCUAAAGGUCCUGUUUUAUGCUACAUUGAGUUAUUUGAGCUUCUAAUUAUGCGCCAUCACAUUAAAUCAGCUCAAGUUUAAGAUUUUUGCUCUGUAUCCCCCUUGGACGAUACAAAUUCGAUCAUCAGCACAUUGUAGAAUCCCUGUAGUUUAACCUGCGCUAGACACACAGCAAAUUCCACCUGAGAAUUCUGACCUCUGAACUCUCAGAUGCAGAUGUGCUGAGCUGUUGAUGGUUAAUGUCUCUAAUCACUGGGCCUAUCCACAUGAAAUACAAACUGGCACAGAGUUCAACAUCUGCUCUGUCAGUGUAAAUAAACAAAAGUCAAAAGAUUUUUUUGCAAUAGCUUCAGAAAGUGGAGCCGUUAUUCAACCCCAAAGACAUGAUUGUCGUCAGGUGAAAGGACUUUAACCCGUAAGAUUAAUAUGACAAAUUUGCGGAGCCAAUCCUUAACAAAUAAUCAUCAUAGUGUCGUCUGAAAUGCCUUGAUUUCAAAAACUUUAGCGAUCACUCUUAUGGGCCACUCCUGGAUGAAAGAGGAAUAGCACCAACUCAGUCAUAAUUCCACAUGAAGGAUAGUUAGGACAGUUGCUAUAGUGAUUGACAAUUCAAAAGAAAGUAUAUCUUUUGAAUGGUCAACCGUCCUCAAAAUGGCAACAUAUAAGAGGAAACUGCAACCCAGGAAUUUAAGAUUUACUGUUUUGUUUUAGUUUUUUUUAAGAAAUCUCAAACAUACGACCCACAAAUGUUGAACUUAAAUUAUCAAUAUAUUUUAAAGACACUUACCUGAUUUUUAUUGUCUUACAAACACGAAAAACAGAACUAGUUCAUUUUAAACAGUUUAAAGUGGAUUACAUUCUGACCACCCUAAUUAUUUUCACAACUUUCAGAGACCACUGUGUUUUGCCUUCACAACAUGCUAACAUGCACUUCCUGAUUCCUUGACACUAAAAUGCAGACUUAUUUUGAUCUCAAGAGCUGCUUAUACAAUAUAUUUGUACUGGGGAGAGACACAUUUUGCUCAAAUACAUGGAAAAAAAACAGGUUCAGGACCUUUUAAGGAUUGGCUCCACAAACUUGCCAUAUUAAUGUUAGUUUAUGCCACAUUUAGUUUGGUCAGAAAUCAGAGCUGCUUUACUUUGACUGGAUUUCUCAAAGAUACACAUUAUGUAAAGUGUAAAACAUGAAAUGAAAAACUUAAGACGAACAUACCAGGACCUUUAUAUUGCGGACACUGACACUUUGAACCCAAACACUACACAACAUACACUUUUCAGAUGAGGUUUUCAGCUUUGUCAAUUAAUAUUUAUUUGUCUAUGUUGUUGCCGCAAUGACCGACUGUGAAAAGGGCUAGAGUGAAUCGAAGGCCUGUUUUAUUUAUAGAGCUAUGCAGUAAGUGUAGAGUUAUUUAUUUACUGAACAAACUGCACUUGUGUCAUUUUUUUAUGUUUUUAUUUAAAGGUCCUAUAUUACGCAAAGUUGACUCUUGUGAGCUUUAAUCUAUGUUAUAAUGCUGUUACCUCCUGGAAAACAUCCCUGGAGUUGUGUUUUGUUUCAUUCACACAUGUCGGAGUAACACUAUUAUUACUCUGUCUACAUCUCCAAAGCUCAAAAUGCUCUGUUCCACCUUGUGAUGUCAUACAGUGUUUUAAGGUUAACAGCUAUUUUUGCUUCAGUUGAGCUGCUUUACUCUUCAAUACUCUAGAAUAACCUUAAAUGACAGGUUGGACUAGUCAUUUUUAUAGAACAUGGUUAACAUCAUUAUAACUUUAUAAUUUCACAUACAUUUUCACCUAGUCUUAUAUUUUUGUAAUUUUGGUGAAGUUUAUAAUGUAAAUGAUAUAACAUACAUAGCUGUUACCUAGCAACCAUGAUGUAAACAAGGGCCAAAACUUGUCUAAAUUGCACAAUAGUUAUGACACAAUAGUAGACUAAUGCAAAUAAAUGAAAGUUUAGUGUCAGAAAAAUGGCUUCUUUGUGCAGAGUUUUCAUAUUCAUGAUUCUGUUUCACAACUCAUCAGUACUUCCUCUAUUUUUGUACUUUUCUUCUCAACUUUUUCCUCACAAACUGUCACUUUUCAGAAUUUAAAAUGAUUCUAGUGAAGGUGUAUGGAGUUUAAAAACACAGUGGAGCACUUCCAGUAUUACCACUUGACGACAUCACGGUUUUCAGUUUGAGAGAAGAACUCAGCCUGGAAAAAAAAAAAAAGCCUUAAUAUGCAGGGUUUGUGUGUUAAACAUAUGUGAAUGAAACAAAACACAACUCCAGGUCUGUCUGUGAUGAGUCAACUACAUUAUAGCAUAGAUCAGAAAUAGUGCGCUAUGCAGGCCCUUUAAACACUUUGCAGACAUGUGUUCCAUGCAUCGACUGUAUAAAUAUAUAUACAGUCUAAGGUCCCAUGUGUUCAGAUCCAUUUGUCUGUGCUCAAAUGCUGUAUUCUUUAUUUCACUGUAAGAUUUUGCUCUUUUGUCCAAUUGCUUAAAAGAGUUGAUGGUUUGAGUGUCGUUUUAUAUUGAAUUUAAACUGGAAAAAAUGCUUGAAAGUAAAAGUUGGCUUUGUAAACAUGGACAUUUUAAGUAUAAAAAUAUGAAGUGAUAAAUGAAAGCUCAAAUGGCCAAUAUUAUGGUUUGGGUAAUUAUAUUUAUUCCAACUUUAGUGCCACGUUAUUGAUACUUUGCAGUGACAUCAUAUUGUUCUACAUGUAUGUCUGUGGUGGAAUGUUCAGCAGUUAUCAUGGUGACACAUUGCCCACAUUAGCAAACACUGACAAAAAAGUUUUAAGGCAUUUAGAAAAAAAUGCAAAAUGGAUUUAAAAGGCACAUUUUCAGGAGUCUGAUUAAUAAGAGUGUUCAUUGUUCUGUUUAGUUUGAUUUUCAACAAAAAUGUGAGAGUGACUAACUGAAAAACUGUUGGCUAGUGCUAGCUAGCUUGUGACUGUAAUGUUAUUUGAGAGAGACUUGUUUAACAGCACAAAUCAGCUCACCUGUUGAAGUUUCAACUUAACCAGCUCUUUCUUCUCACAUUGUGUUAAAAUAAAGCUCAGAUUUAAGUCUAGCAGAGCUUCAGACAGAGCAGUGCCUACAGUUGUCACCAACAUCUCCUGGGGGUGUUAUGCUAUCAACUGCAAAGUAUCAAUUUUAUUUUUUUUAUGUAUUUGUUACUUACAAUUAGAUAUUUAGGUAAUUUAUUUUUUUAUGUAUUUUGUGCAUCUUUAAAGUUCAACCUUUUCGAUUUCCUUAGUGCCACAAAUGUUUUUAAAAAGGUUCCAUGCUGUGCUUUCUACUUUCACCUUCAGGUUUAUAAAUAUUUGGACUGUUGCACAACUCUUUAAAAAGGUUAAUAAAGUUUCCAAAUUUUGAAGUCAAAUCUAGUUUGAAAGUAGAAGCAACAAAUGCAGUUGUGUCAUUGGGCAAUACACCUCUCUCCUGCUGUGUACGGGUCUGUGAGUGUCACAGGCGGAGGUCAGUCUGUCCCAGGGCAGCUUUGACUAAAGCCUCUGCCACAAGGUGUGAAUGAGGAAUGAACGACAUGUAAUAUAAGACUUUUAUUUUUGGAUUGUUUAUUUCAGGGGUAUUUAAGCUGGAUGCCCUUCCAGCCACUAAAUGUGACUAAUGUGGACGAAAUGGGUGAAGUGUCUUGCCCAGAGACACAACAAUGGUGCGGCAAAGGUUGAACUAAAAAAAUUGAUCUUCUGAGAAUUGUAUAAAGAACCGCAUAAUGGGACCUUUUCUUCUUGAAUGUAUUUUUAUUUUAUUUGCAUUAAAUCAGUACAAUGUAUCUACCGAUGCUUCAGAUGCAGACGGCUUUCCCCAUAGCGACAUUUCUCCAGUUACCUCCAUGUUGCCAUUAGACCUGCUUCCCCAAAAUUAUUCAGUAGAAACUAAAAUUUUAGAGGAUUUUAAACUUAAACCCUGCUACCGCUAUGACUGUAUCCCAAACGAGCGCCAUCCAGACCAGAGGAAGUCUGAGGAUCUGGAGACGAUUUGUAACUUUUCCUCAAAUAAAUGUUCAUAUUGGUCG